Fusarium vanettenii 77-13-4 is the source of this 1071-nucleotide messenger RNA. RefSeq lists its product as uncharacterized. Gene Ontology annotation, biological process: regulation of transcription by RNA polymerase II. Gene Ontology annotation, molecular function: DNA-binding transcription activator activity, RNA polymerase II-specific. The record is from RefSeq and is a predicted model, not a curated record. Bases 1 to 1071 code for a protein of 356 amino acids. The transcript has 4 exons. NCBI's taxonomy places the organism in Eukaryota, Fungi, Ascomycota, Sordariomycetes, Hypocreales, Nectriaceae.
AUGCAAGAGACGACGUGUCAAGCGACUGACUUGGCCAUGAAACAGGCCUCCGGCGAUGAUAGUCGACUCAUAGAGUUUCCCUGGCAAGACCCAUUUCCGCAUCUUGCCCCCUUUCUCAUGACUUCUGGACCAGUCGAGACGCCUCCGCCACGAUCGUGGACCAGCGACAUGGAACUGAUGCAUCACUACGACAUGUCGGCUUCAUAUACUUUGCCAGGAUCUGUCGAGUUUCGUCACAUUCAUCAGGUCGAGUAUACCCGACUCGCCUUUCAAGAUGAAGCCUUAAUGCAUCAGCUCCUCGCCGUGGCGGCGUUCCACCUGGCUUUUCUCAACCCAAGCCAGAGACCUGCAUAUUUGACACGAGGUCUGCAACAUCAGACGGAAGCAGCCCGUGGUAUCAGCUCUCAGCUGGUGAACCUCACACCCGAAGUCAGCCACGCCUGUUUCGUAGCCGGCGUUCUCCUAGGAAUCGGUUCAUUUGCUUCACUGGCAGUUUUUCACGAUGAUCAAAACGGCCCCAAACCCAGCCUAAAGGACCUUGUGGACAUUUUCCACGUUAUACGCGGCAUGUACGCCGUUCUGAAAUCGUCAGAGGACGUCAUUCAUCAAGGUCGCCUGGCACCACUAUUCGAGCCACGGCAGUACUCAAGACAACCUACGGUUCGUUUACAGCAACUACUAGACAACCUACACGAACUAGAACGGCACUUUGGCCGAUGCCAUUUACAUGACCCCAGGUCAACGCACAUUGUUGAGCGAGCAAUUCUUGACCUCAUUGCUUGUGUUAAGCAUGCUGUUGAGUACGCUCCCACGCCUUAUGAAUGGCGCGUUGUCACAUCAUGGCCAGUUGUCCUGUCACCCGAAUUUCUGACACUAUUGGCGAACAUGGAUGAGGUUGCGCUUGCUGUGACUGCUCGAUACUGUAUUUUAUUGCAUGAAGCGCACUCGGUCGCUUGGUUCACCAGUGGCUGGGGUCGCAGCGUACUGGAGGACAUCGAAGCAACGCCCUGGUCAUUCGAGGUAAUGCACAUGAGCGCGAAUCAGGUCGCUUUCAUGGUGGAUGUUUACUAG